This is a messenger RNA of Scleropages formosus (Asian bonytongue), 2527 nucleotides long. Its product is annotated as anosmin-1-like. Gene Ontology annotation, molecular function: protein binding; peptidase inhibitor activity. The coding region runs from base 1 to 2028 and encodes 675 amino acids. Lineage: Eukaryota; Metazoa; Chordata; Actinopteri; Osteoglossiformes; Osteoglossidae. Gene Ontology annotation, biological process: neuron differentiation. The record is from RefSeq and is a predicted model, not a curated record. Gene Ontology annotation, cellular component: extracellular region; cell surface. The transcript has 14 exons.
AUGUACGCCGAUCGCGUGUCCCUGCUCGUCGCGUGCUGCCUGCUGGGCUGCGGCGCCGCGCGGAGGAGCGGUCGCGAGGACGCGGCCACCCUGGAGCGCAUCGCCGGCGCGAGGUGUGCGUCGCGCUGCCUCGCGCUGCACAUGACGCAGCUCAGCGCUCGUUUCACGCAUCUGCAGAACGAUGAAGUCUUGGUCUGGUGUGAGAACCACAGAAGAUGCUCUCAGUGCCUCCACCCGUGCAAGGAAUUAUGGGAAACAAAGAGAAGAAGCCUCUCUCAGAAGGCAUGUGAGAAGCACCACGAGUGCGCCACCAGCGCGGCCUUCCUGGGCUCCCUGCGCACGCAGAAGCAGGGGGACUGUCCACCCACGGCCAGGGCCUCGGGUUUCGCCGCCGCCUGCGUGGAGAGCUGCGCCGCCGACCGCGACUGCCCCGGCGCCAGGAAGUGCUGCCCCAACGGUUGCGGUCACACCUGCCAGGCCCCCGCCAACCUGUACCAGGGUGUCCCCUUGAGACCCAGAAGAGACAUCACUUUCCUGGAGGACCAGCACGGUUGGCUCACGGUCUCCUGGGUGUCCAGGUUCAACGUGUCUGCGGAACCCGUGCUGUACAUCCUGCAGAGACGCUGGGACCAGGGGAUCCGGCCCAGCGAGGACCCGGCCUCCGACUGGCAGACCGUCCUCAUGACCAUGGAGAACCAGGCUGUGAUGAAAGACCUGAAGCCCCACAGGUGGUACCAGUUCAGGGUGAGCGCCGUCAACAGCCAGGGCACCCGUGGCUUCACCGCACCCAGCAGUCACUUCCUCUCCUGGCGAGACCCGUCGCCCCCUGCAAAGCCACAGAACCUGCGGAGGGCAGAACUGCGGGAGCGGCCGGACGGCAGCGUGAGCGUCCUGGUCCUCUGGGACCCCCCUAAGGAGGACGAGGUGGCCGUCCACCACUACAGAGUGUCCUGGAGGGCCUGCAAGGGUCGGCGGACAGGCCGGGGACGAACGGAGCGUGUCAGGGUGACUGAGGGGGCCGUGUGCGAGAUGGAGCUGCGCGACCUGCGGCCGGACACAGCCUACGUGGUGCAGGUACAGGCCGUCGCCUACGGGGGGCAGAAGAGGAUGAGGAGCAGCAGGUCCCAGCUGACCUUCGCCACACCGUCGCAGGCAACGGAAGCCCCGAUGGUACCAUCUCACAGCAGGGUUACGGGGCAGGCGUCCAAUGAGCUGCCCUCGUCUGGCCCCGCCCAUAACUCCGCCCGGAGCCCCGCCCUCAGACUGGAGGCUGCCGCCCCCCACUACCACAGCCAUCGGCUGCGGGUCAAAGUGCACUGGAGGAGGCUCCGCCCAGAGACUGUUAAGGAUUCCUCUACAUACCGUCUCAGGUGGUCCCCAGAGGUGUGCGCUCACAACGAGACGAGGAGCGAGAGGACGGCCAUCGUACAGGGAACCCACUUUGUCAUCACCGACCUGCUCUUUGCCUGCAAGUACAGGGUAGCGGUCAAGCCCCUGUCCGGACAGAGUCAAAGGUCAGAGGCCGUGACCUCGGUGAUUACGCCCCCUUGUGGCACCCUGGCGGGCAGCGGGGCAAAGUCAGUGUCCUGUGCCGGGGAGGAGCGCCACCCUCUGGUCGCAAAGGUGCCGCUGCGGCCGGAGAAGCUGACGGCCGCCUUCCGUACGAUCGACGGCUCUCUGCGGGGCGAGUUCGGCUGGCGCCUGUCCCACGCCGGACCAGGACGGGGUCCUGUCGCCGGGCUCCGGUUCUCCCUGUCCCCUCUCCCCCCCGACUCGCUCGCCCCCCACACCCAGCUCUUGCCCCCAGAUCAGAACUUCCUGACAGUGGAGAACAUUAGGCCUCAGAGCGUUUAUGAACUGCAGCUCCAGAUUCUGUCAGCAGGGGGCAGUGGUGUCUCUGUAGUGAAGACCCUGCACACACUGCAGAACGUUCCAGAAGAGGAUCAGGUCACGGUGCCCACAGUCUGCCAUGACUCACAAACAAGGCCUUUUAUUGACUUGUCUGCGGACGAGGUCACCUUAGCGUGACGAUGGGAUGCUGUUUCUGAUCUUGCCACAAUAAGAAACAGACGUUGCGCUAUUAGAGAGCACACAUACAUUUUUGGCUUUAAUAUUUAAUAUUUGUUUUUAAUGCAUAGCAUAACCACACACGUGCAGUGUUUCUUUGUACUUCCGAAAUUGUUUCUGGUUUUGAUGGGAAACACCUGUAUGCGUUUCUUACCGUUUUUGGUCAGUUUACUAGUGUAUUCAGUGUAACUUAUUUUAUAUUGACGUGUAAAGACCCAGUUUGGUCAGCAGGUCUCCGGUGUAAAUCCAUCCAACCACACUGAGUGCUUCUCUGUCACGUUUUUACCUUGAGGGACUGUCAUACACCCGCCGUCCUACAUCCUUAACCACGUUACACUACUGUAUGUUGGCCUUUGUUCACCAGUUACAGCAGUAUGGUUUAAAGCAUAUUUCUUUGUAUGUUAAAUUAUUUUAUACGAGGGCUCAUCGCAGCGGGAAAUAAAGUCAGACCUCAAACAGA